Prunus armeniaca (apricot) is the source of this 741-nucleotide messenger RNA. NCBI's taxonomy places the organism in Eukaryota, Viridiplantae, Streptophyta, Magnoliopsida, Rosales, Rosaceae. The record is from the annotation of a GenBank genome assembly.
AUGAAAUCCAUCCAUUCUGCGUCGUGCUCACCACAACUUUUUGGUAUUCGUUCGGAGUCCUUGAUAAAACCUUUCGCUAACCAUAACAGAGAUUAUUCUGGCUCUGCCUCCUCUCCCGCCUCCGCCUCCGCCUCUGUCUCUAUCUCUGUCUCUGUCUCUGUCUCUGUCUCUGCCUCUACCUCUCCCUCCGACUCCAACAGCGACUCUGACUCUGACUCCAAAGAGGCCAAGUGUAACGAGGCCAAAAAGGAUGUGAAAGGCCCGAGAUUUAAGGACCUAGGUGGAAUGAAGAAGGUGCUAGAGCACCAGGCUGUGGGAAGACCCAACUGGCUCACGCCAUUGCCAAUGAAACCGGCUUUUCCUUUCAUAACGUUUCUGCCCCAAGCCUCAUCAAUAGUUACUAUGAGAUCGCACAAUGUUCUUGUAAUAGCAGCUACCAAUGGACCGGAUGCUCUUGACCCCGCUCUGAGGAGGUCCGGGCGAUUUGAUCUUGAGAUUUCUUUCGACGUUCCAGAUGAAAGUGACAGGGUUGAGAUUCUUAAGGUGGUUACGAGCAAUUUAUGCCUUGAAGGUCCUCUUGAUCUUGUUAAAAUAGCUCGGUCUACAUCAGGGUAUGUUGGAGCUGAUUUGAGAGCUGUGGCUGACAGAGCUUCUGAUAUUGCCAGGAAAAGGAUACUAGCAGAGAGAUAUCCUAAUAUGUCCAUUGCUUCUAUGAACGAGGCGAAUUACAAUGAAGAUUGA